GCUCCGACGAGGGGGAACGCUCCUGUGAGAGCGUUUGCGGUAGCGGAACGUUGCCGUCCUGAUGAGUCGAGAGACACUGAGCGCACCAAAGGCUAGAGGAGGAAGGCAGAAACGUGUUUUAACGGAGUAACAACUUAAUGCUUUGGUACCUUUUAUCCCUGUAGUGUAGUUUACUAAAUUUUGCAAAGGAAAUCGAAUUCAGUCCAUACUAAGAAUGGAGUCCCAGCCCCUGCUGAGAGGGUGUAGUGUACGUAGCAAGCUCCCCAGCUGGACCUUGUUUCUGGCUGUUUGUGCUGUUGGAAUUGGAGGAACCUUUCAGUAUGGGUAUAAUGUUUCCAUCAUCAAUGCCCCCACCCAGCAUAUACACAGGUUCUUAAAUGAAACCUGGACUAAUCGUUAUCACAAGGCACUAAAUCCAGAUCUGCUGACUUUUCUUUGGUCUGUCAUCGCUUCUGUGUUUUCACUUGGGGGCCUGUUUGGAGCCCUUGUUGGAGGCAGCAUGGCAAUUUGGCUGGGCAGGAAAGGAGCUCUUUUGAUGAAUAAUAUUAUAGCAAUACUGGCCUCCAUUUUAAUGGGGAUCAGUUUUCCUACAGGAUUGUUUGAGUUGCUGAUUGUUGGAAGGUUUUUGAUUGGCAUAAAUUCAGGCGUUGGGAUCUGUGUGCAGCCGCUGUAUCUUGGGGAGGUUGCCCCAAAACAUCUUAGAGGUGGCAUGGCCAUGGGGAGUUCCAUCUUUCUGACUGGGGGGAUUCUUAUGGGACAAAUAAUUGGUUUGAGGGAAUUAUUAGGUGAAGAAAUGUAUUGGCCUCUGUUGCUAUCCAGCAGCUGUUUACCAGCAUUUGCCCAACUUCUAUUCCUGCCAUGGUUUCCUGAAAGCCCCAGAUAUCUUCUUAUCGACAGGGGUGAUGAGCUGAGCUGUGUCAAAGCUUUGAAGCGAUUUCAUGGUUCUUCAGAGUAUGGAAGGGAGAUGGAAGACAUACAGCAGGAAAGCUUUGCCUUGGAGGGGGAGAAGGCCAAGAAGCCCUGGCAGUUAUUCACUGACCGUGCUGUAAGAUGGCAGCUUAUUACUGUCAUUGUGAUGACUAUGGGCCAGCAGCUCAGUGGGAUAAAUGCUAUUUAUUUCUAUGCAACUUACAUUUUUGAACAAGCUGGGAUCUCAGCAGAACAAAUCCCAUAUGUGACGCUUGGCACUGGAGCUUGUGAAUGCCUCACAGCCCUCACAUGUGGUUUACUGAUUGACUAUGUGGGAAGAAGGUAUCUCAUCAUUGGGGGUUAUCUCCUUAUGACCCUUUGGAGCAUUGUUUUAACGUUCUCCCUGACUUACCAGGAACUGUACCUGUGGGUGCCUUAUGUGAGCAUGACAUCGAUCUUUGCCUUCAUCUUGAGUUUUGGGUUGGGGCCAGGUGGCAUAACAAAUACCCUGAUAGCUGAACUGUUCAUACAGUCAUCACGUCCUGCUGCUUACAUGAUAGGAGGGACCGUCAGUUGGAUUAGUUUCUUUACCAUUGGGAUGCUCUUCCCCUUCAUAGUGAACAGACUGAAGCAGUAUUGCUUCCUGGUGUUCCUACUGGAGUGCUCCUCCGUGGCUGCUUUCCUCUUCUUUGUAAUUCCCGAGACAAAAAACAAAUCUUUUCUGGCAAUCAAAAAGGAAUUUCACAAGCUUAAUUUUGGAAGAAAUAAAAAGGAAAUGGAGCUUUAUGAAAGAAGACAGCUCCAUGAUGGGUUUUAAAAUCUCCCCCUUCUGUGGGAUUUCACUGCUGCAGAACUUCCAUGACUAUUAUGAAUAGCAUCUUCUAAACUAGCUGUGCAGUGUCAUGAACAAGCAGUUUAUUCACGCCUCCUGUGUAUUUAGAGGACACUUAAUAAAAGGCAACUUAAAUAACUUCUUUGAAAGACUUAAGGACAUUCCUAACCUAGUCCCACCACUGUAUCUGUACAAAGGCAGACCAGCACCUGUCUGAAUUACUGCUAUUUGUAACACAUUUUAUUACAAAGACUUCUUUCCUAAAAAGGUACAAAUAAAACAGAUUCUGGGGUUUGA
Molecule: messenger RNA, 2038 nt
Organism: Neopsephotus bourkii (Bourke's parrot)
Lineage: Eukaryota; Metazoa; Chordata; Aves; Psittaciformes; Psittacidae
Product: solute carrier family 2, facilitated glucose transporter member 11-like
Exons: 12
Coding region: 215-1726 (503 amino acids)
Biological process (GO): monosaccharide transmembrane transport
Cellular component (GO): membrane
Molecular function (GO): hexose transmembrane transporter activity
Source: RefSeq, a predicted model, not a curated record